Oppiella nova is the source of this 897-nucleotide messenger RNA. The record is from the annotation of a GenBank genome assembly. NCBI's taxonomy places the organism in Eukaryota, Metazoa, Arthropoda, Arachnida, Sarcoptiformes, Oppiidae.
AUGGCUAUUUCGUCAUUGAGCGUAUAUGGUAUUAUUAUAGCAGGCUGGGCAAGUAAUUCACAAUAUGCUUUCUUAGGUGCUAUUCGUUCAUCAGCACAGAUGAUUUCUUAUGAAGUAUCAAUGGGACUCGUGAUUAUUACUGUACUUAUUACUACUGGUACUCUUAAUUUAUCAGAAAUUGUAGAAGCACAGCGAAAUAUGAAAUGGUGGAUAAAUUUAUUAUUAUUACCUAUGGGAGUAAUAUUUUUUAUAUCAGUAUUGGCAGAAACCAAUAGAUUACCUUUUGACCUGCCUGAAGCUGAAUCAGAACUUGUAGCUGGCUAUCAUGUAGAAUAUUCAUCAAUGACUUUUGCUCUAUUUUUCCUAGGGGAAUAUGCUAAUAUGAUAUUGAGUAAGAUCCAUGCUAGAUUUAAAGGAGAACAUGCUUUAAGACGUUAUGAAAAUGGAGAAGAACGUUGCAUUGCUUGUAAAUUAUGUGAGGCUAUUUGCCCUGCACAAGCUAUUAUUAUUGAAUCUGAAGAAAGAGAAGAUGGAAGUAGAAGAACUACCAGAUAUGAUAUUGAUAUGACUAAAUGUAUUUACUGUGGACUUUGCCAAGAAGCAUGUCCCGUUGAUGCUAUAGUAGAAGGACCAAAUUUUGAAUUUGCAACUAUUACGCAUGGGGAAUUAAUAUAUAAUAAAGAAAAAUUACUAAAAAAUGACUUCAUAUUACCAUUUCAAAUAUCAGGUCUCAUUUUAUUUGUAUCCAUGAUAUCAUGUAUUACUUUAACUAUUAGGCAUCGAACAGGAGUAAAGAGACAAAAUAUUAUUAAACAAAAUGCCAAAAAUAGAGAUAAUGCUAUAUUAAUAGUCAACCCUAAUAUUCGUGAAGGAGUAAAAGAGAUUAAAUAUGAUUAG